AGGUUAUGGCAUGACUGAGUACCUAUUCAUAGUGCGGGGCACCGACGUUGAUCAACCAUUCAUACCGGGCAGUUGCGGUCCGGUAUCGCCGGGGACCGAGGUAAAAGUUGUAGACAUUACAACGGGUGCAAUGUUGGGGCCCGACACGGAUGGUGAAAUUUGUGUCCGGGGCAACAAAAUGUUUGCCGGGUAUCUAAACAACGAGAAAGCCUAUCGCGAGGCGUUUGACGGCGAGGGCUGGUAUAGGACGGGCGAUAUUGGCCGCUACGACGGCCGGGAAAAUAUAUACAUUACGGACCGACUCAAAGAAGUGAUACGUAUAGGCAUUGGUAAUACAUACAUAAAUAUAUCGCCCGUAGAGAUCGAGUCGUAUGUACUGACACACCCGGCCGUUGAGGAGACAGCGGUGGUGGGCGUGAAUAACAAGGCCGGCACUCACUGGCCCCGGGCUUAUGUGAUGCUCAAACAUGGUUGUCAUGUGUCCGCUGAAGAGAUUGAAAAUUUUGUUUCUGAUACGUUGGCGCAAACAAAACAUUUAAAAGGCGGCGUGGUGUUUGUAGACUCAAUCAAGCGUAUUGGUAUGGGCAAAGUGGAUAGGAAAUAUUACCGGGCACUUGUUAGCGAUGAGAUUAUUGAUUAAUUUGUUUUAUUUUAUUUUAACAAGUGUAGUAAUAUUUUAAUUUUUAAAACAAUCUUA
Messenger RNA from Medioppia subpectinata, 697 nucleotides. The record is from the annotation of a GenBank genome assembly. NCBI's taxonomy places the organism in Eukaryota, Metazoa, Arthropoda, Arachnida, Sarcoptiformes, Oppiidae.